This is a messenger RNA of Salarias fasciatus (jewelled blenny), 2067 nucleotides long. RefSeq names its product glypican 5a (gene gpc5a). The transcript has 9 exons. Lineage: Eukaryota; Metazoa; Chordata; Actinopteri; Blenniiformes; Blenniidae. Gene Ontology annotation, cellular component: cell surface; plasma membrane; extracellular region. The record is from RefSeq and is a predicted model, not a curated record. The coding region runs from base 244 to 1965 and encodes 573 amino acids. Gene Ontology annotation, biological process: regulation of protein localization to membrane; cell migration; positive regulation of canonical Wnt signaling pathway.
UGAACAACAUGCCGCUUUCAAAGACUCAAGUCACAUCGCGGCAACUUUCUAUCCGCGACUGGAUUUAGAGGCUCACCCGGAGCGUUCCCGGAAACACAAACCGCCUCAUGGUCGAUGCGAAGACCUGAAAUGUGGACUCACCUGAUACCUGGUCUCUGGGUUUAAGGAGGAACCGCAACUUUCGGACAGGCUCCACUUUUAAUAGUUUUUUAAAUUUUUGCGUCGGAUUUGGAUUUUACUACAAUGGGUGUUCCGUGGACGCGCUGCGUUGUCCUCCUGGCUUGGUGCUGCUGCUGCGGGUUUGGACUCGGACGCGCAAACAAAUGCGAUGAAGUGCGCAAAGUUUUCCAACUCCGGCAGAUUGGACCAAAUCAAUUACUGCCUCUGAGUCCCAGACCAGGUUCAGACCUCCAGGUGUGCACGUCCAAGAACUUGACAUGCUGCACCAAAAAGAUGGAGGAGAGAUACCAGCUGGCGGCUCGAAGGGACAUCCAGAACAUCCUGCAGACGUCCAGCUCCAGCCUCAAAUUUCUCAUAUCGCGCAACGUGGCUGCUUUUCAAGAGACCUUCGAGGUCCUGAUGCGGCAUGCAGAGAAUCACACCAACUUCGUCCUUCAGGAGUCGUACCACAUCGUGGCCGAGCACGCCGCGGGCGCGGUGAGGGAGCUCUUCACCGACAUCGGACUCUUCUUGCUCGGAUCUGAGCUCAAUGUCGACGAGUUAGUGCAGCGUUUCUUCGACGCUCUCUUCCCGCUGGUCUAUAAUCACCUCAUCAACCCUGGCCUCAGUGAUAUAUCGCCCAGCUAUGCAGAGUGCGUGAGGUCGUUAAGCCGCGAGGUCAGACCAUUUGGUGGGGCGCCUGGCCUCCUGGCUGAUCAGAUCGCCCGCUCCGGGGUGUCUGGGAAGCUGCUGCUUCAGGCGCUGCAUCUCGGCAUCGAGGUCAUCAAUACCACGGACCACUUACAGCUGAGCCGCGAGUGCAGGAGGGCCCUGCUCAAGAUGCACUACUGUCCUCAUUGCCAGGGCCUAACGCAGUCCAAGCCCUGCAUGGGUUACUGCCUCAACGUGAUGCGGGGGUGUUUAGCAAGCAUGGCGGAGAUUGACAUCCAUUGGAGGGAAUUCGUUCGCUCACUCGAGGGCCUGUCAGCAAGAAUGCAUGGACCUCAGGAUCUGGAACAAGUGCUUCUGGGGGUUCACAUGCUGAUUCGUGACGCCGUCAGCCACGCUCAGAAAAAUGGACCUCGCCUCUCAGCGCAGGUGCACAAACUGUGUGGGCCACCGAGCAGGAAGCUCUCGCAGUCCGUCAGCAUCCAGCACAGCGGCGGCGGCAGAGAGUCCAUCCCUCUGAAGGCUCCUGUCAAAAUCUCAGGGGACUCGCUCGCUGUCAGGAGAAGGGACUUUCUGAACAGCCUGCGUCUCUACCGCACGUACUACGGUGGCCUGGCGGAUCAGCUGUGUGGGAGUGAACUGGCAUCUGGUGAUGGGCUUUCCUGCUGGAAUGGAACUGAAAUUGUGAAAAGCUACACCCUCCGUGUGGUGGGAAAUGGGAUCAAAGCUCAGAGUGCCAAUCCUGAAGUCAAAGUCAAGGGAGCCGAUCCAGUCAUUAAUCAGAUUAUUGAUAAACUGAAGCAUAUCAAUCAGCUGCUGCAGGGAAAGUCCAUCCCAAAGCUGGGGUCUCUGGACCAGAUCGAAACAGGAAGUGGAGAUACAGAAGGACGGUACAGCGGGGAAUGCGAUGACGAGGAUGGCUGCAGCGGUUCGGGUGGCGGCGAGUUUAAGAGGAAAGUCGUAUCCAGAGUCUCCAAAUUGAGUCCAGAUGUGACCGGUGAUCACAAACAUCAUCAUCAUCACCACCAUCCACCCGCCGAUGAUUCCAAAGUUGUGGACACAUCCAGGAGCUUCAGACUGACGGGAGCCGUCUGGGUCCUGGCGUUGCCCUGUUUGCAUCCGGUCCUGCUCUGGUAACAGCUGCCUUUUUUGCAGCAUGGAACUUUAGGACUUGAUUUCGAGCGUAAUCAUUCAGAAAUGAAAAGUGAAAAUGAAUGAAACAAGCUUCGAUUCAUCGAU